Colletotrichum orchidophilum is the source of this 1980-nucleotide messenger RNA. Its product is annotated as general alpha-glucoside permease. The coding region runs from base 1 to 1980 and encodes 659 amino acids. The record is from RefSeq and is a predicted model, not a curated record. The transcript has a single exon. Gene Ontology annotation, cellular component: membrane. Lineage: Eukaryota; Fungi; Ascomycota; Sordariomycetes; Glomerellales; Glomerellaceae. Gene Ontology annotation, molecular function: sucrose:proton symporter activity.
AUGCCUUCGUCCCAGUCUCAGUCCCCCAGGAGGGGCCGUCCGAUGCCAUCAAUCGCGCAGAGCACCGAAUCUGCAUCGUCGAAUCCCAAAAAGGAGAGAGGCGUAGCCAGUGAGCGAUCGCCCCUGCUCUCGCCCAACAGCGAUGAUGAUGGUUACUUUGACCAUCACGUGGUACUGGCAGAGCAGGAAGACACACAGCAAACCAAGAGCGUGUGGUACCUGAUUCUCCUGACGAUUAGUAUCGGUGGUCUGCAAAUCGCCUGGUCUGUCGAGUUGUCCAAUGGAUCUCCCUAUUUGCUGUCCCUUGGGUUGAGCAAGUCGUUGAUGGCCCUGGUGUGGAUUGCUGGCCCGCUGACCGGCACCUUGGUUCAGCCCUAUGUCGGCAUGUUGAGCGAUAAUUGUCGACUCCCGUGGGGUAAGCGGAAACCUUUCAUGGUCGGCGGGGCUAUCGCGACCAUCAUCUCUCUCAUGUUCCUGGCAUGGACCAGGGAGAUUGUGGGUGGCAUCAUGAGUCUUUUUGGCGCCGAAGUUGAGUCUGUCGCCGUCAAAAACGCCAUCAUUUGUGUGGCCGUGGUUGGCAUCUACGUCCUCGACUUCGCCAUCAACACCGUACAGGCCGCAAUCCGGGCCUUCAUUGUGGAUUGUGCUCCGGCCCAUCAGCAAGAGGCAGCCAACGCCAUGGCGAGCCGCAUCACCGGCUUCGGAAAUAUAGUCGGCUACAUUGCCGGCUACAUCAACCUCCCGACAUACCUUUGGUUCUUCGGCGACAGUCAAUUCAAGGUGCUUUGCGCCAUCGCCAGUAUUGCUCUUGCGGCAACUAUUGCAGUGAGCACCACACUGAUUAAGGAACGCAACCCUCAACUUGAAGGCCCGCCGGCUCAGGGCAGGCCCGGUGUAUUUUCCUUCUUCGGCAAGAUUUUUACCUCAAUCAAGCGUCUACCACCUCAGAUCAGGAAAGUCUGCCAAGUCCAACUGUGCGCGUGGGUUGGCCUUUUCCCGCUUCUCUUCUACACCUCCUCGUACAUUGGUGAGAUUUACGUCGAGCCGUACUUGGAGGCCAAUCCCAAUAUGACCCCGGAGGAGCUUGACCGACUGUACGAGCAAGCAACUCGGGUUGGAACCUUUGCGCUGCUCAUCAAUUCAGUGGUCAGCCUGCUCACGAACGUCUUCCUCCCUUUUUUCGUCGCGCCUACCUACGACAGCCAGCCACUCGGUGACCUCCCAGGAGACAGCGACAGUGGAGAGUUUGGCGAUGAGAAGGCGUCCUGGCUGGAUCGUCUGCAAAUCCCCGGCUUCACCCUCAAGCGGGCUUGGUUCGCAUCCAUGAUUCUAUUCUCGGGCGCCAUGUUCUGCACCGUUAUUGUUCGCACGGUGGAAGCGGCUACAGCCUUGAUCGGUCUGGUUGGAAUUACCUGGGCAAUGACACUUUGGGCACCUUGGGCGAUUAUCAGCGCCGAGAUCAGCCGGAGAGAUGCAAAGAUACGCCAGGCAAAGCAACGGCAGUUCAGUCCCAGUAGAGGGGGCGAAGGGCAGGCGUCGCCCUCCACCAUUGACUCCGCUGCCGACUCGGAACAGACCGACUUGAGCGACAGCGAGGAGACGGACCAGGCCGGUGUCAUCUUGGGCAUCCACAACAUGGCCAUCGCUGCGCCUCAAAUCAUUGCCACGGUCGGAUCGAGCAUCAUCUUUAGAAUUUGGCAGAAGCCUCGCGGCACUCCAGGCGAUCACUCCAUUGCUAUCGUGCUGGCCCUUGGCGGUAUCGCCGUGCUGGUGUCUUCGUUCUUUAUUGCCAGCAUCAAGGAAAGCGCUUCCUUGCCAGCAGACGCCAUGGUAGCGGCAGAGGAGGGCGACAACGCUGCCCCUGGAAGUCGUCCCAGCACGGCUCGCAGCCGCAAUAAGAGUUACGAGCAUCUCCCGCGAGCCAGUAUCAAGCGUGCGACCCUUACGAGGAACAAGAGUUUUGGUGGUGCCGAGUAUUAA